AUGUUUGGAUCAUCUGGCGCGUUUGGAAACCAAUCGAAUCCGUUUGCAACGGGGAACAAGUCGACACCUUCUGGGUUUGGCUCUGGAAGUUUUGCAAAUACUGGACAGGGUGGUUUCGGUAGUUCGGGCUUUGGGAGUUCGGGACUGAGUGGCAGUGGAUUUGGAAACUCAGGAUUUGGAAGUUCAGGAUUUGGGGGCUCUGGUGGAUCUGCAUUUGGAAGCACCGGUUUCGGUAAGUCGUCAUCCACCGCUACCAGUAAUGGCUCAGGAUUUGGUAACACGAGAUUCAAUGGUUCAGCUUUUGGGAAUAGCACCACUCUGGCGUUUGGAACACAGAAUAAAACCGCAUCACAGUCUAGUCCAUUUGGAGCGUUCCUGAAUAAUGCAGGAUCACAAUUUGGAAAUCAAUCAACUGCAUCACCUUUCGGGUCAACAAACAAUUCGUCGCCCUUUGGUAAUUCAGGCGGUGCGACAAGUGCAGGAUUUGGUAACCCAUCUGCGUCGUCUGCAUUUGGUAAUAAGGCAACCACACUGUCCACAGUUGGGGGAAGUGGUUUUGGAAGUAGCGGUUUUGGAAGUAGUGGUUUUGGAAGUAGCGGUUUUGGUGGCAGUGGAUUUGGAAAUGCAGCAGCUAAUCAAGCGCUGUCAUUUGGCUCUGGGUCCUCGAACACAGCUUCUGCCUUUGGAUCAUCUGGUGGAGCUACAUCGGCAUUUGGAAAUAAACAACCAUCAACCACGUCACCAUUCGCUAGCCAACCUGGACAGCAACAAUCAACAACUUCUCCCUUUGGUGCGCCAACUACAAGCAAUCCGACAACAAGUGCAUUUUCACAAUUCAAUGGGGCGGCCCAGUCACCUUUUGGGCAGAUCAAACCUCCACCGACAUCAACGCCCUCACCGUUUGCAUCUACAACUACGCAGAACACAUUUGGGUCAAAUCGAGCGUCAGGUCAGCAGACACAGCCCCUGCUGGUAUUUGGAUCUUCCAGCACUACCAACACAAGCUUGGCUUUUGGUUCAUCCAAGCAGGGCGAUAUCUCCACACUGCUUGCCAAUUUGAGUGUAGCUGUUCAAGAAGCUUUCAAAGCACCUACUUUCGAGUUGGGCCAUGUCCCAGAUAUACCUCCACCACCAGAGCUAUGUGUGUAA
Molecule: messenger RNA, 1149 nt
Organism: Lodderomyces theae
Lineage: Eukaryota; Fungi; Ascomycota; Pichiomycetes; Serinales; Debaryomycetaceae
Product: FG-nucleoporin
Exons: 1
Coding region: 1-1149 (382 amino acids)
Source: RefSeq, a predicted model, not a curated record